Molecule: messenger RNA, 6869 nt
Organism: Microtus oregoni (creeping vole)
Lineage: Eukaryota; Metazoa; Chordata; Mammalia; Rodentia; Cricetidae
Gene: Zscan25
Product: zinc finger and SCAN domain containing 25
Exons: 6
Coding region: 150-1784 (544 amino acids)
Biological process (GO): regulation of transcription by RNA polymerase II
Cellular component (GO): nucleus
Molecular function (GO): DNA-binding transcription factor activity, RNA polymerase II-specific; RNA polymerase II cis-regulatory region sequence-specific DNA binding
Source: RefSeq, a predicted model, not a curated record
GGCAGGUGCUGAGCGCGCAGGCAGUCAAGGCCGCGGCCGGCUCGGGACGGAUCGGGCACGGAGCGGGUUGCAGCUCGGCAGGGCAGCUGCGGCCCGGAAGGUCGCCUCUCCACGCACAGCCGUGGUCCCAGGCUUGCUGGAGCUUGAAGAUGCUGAAAGACCGCCUGGAGAUGGCAGAAGAUCCUCAGCAGCAGAUGGGUGCUCCAGUGGUGAAGCUGGAGAAGGAGCUGCCAUGGGGCCGGGGAGGGGAGGACUCUAGUCCUGAGGCAUUCCGGCUGAGGUUUCGGCAGUUCCGCUACCAAGAGGCUGCUGGUCCCCAGGAAGCCCUCAGGGAGCUCCAAGAGCUCUGUCGGCGGUGGCUGCAGCCAGAGCUGCACAGCAAGGAGCAGAUCCUGGAGCUGCUGGUGCUGGAGCAGUUCCUCACCAUCCUGCCCCGAGAGCUCUACACCUGGAUCCGAGAGCACAGCCCAGACAGCGGCAAGGCUUUGGUGUCCAUGGUGGAGGACCUGAUGGAGAGCACACCGGAGGCCAAGGCGGUUCCGUGCCAUGCCCAGGGAGAACAGCUGGUCACAGCCCUUGGUGGAGGAUCUUGGCAAUCAGGCAUCCACUUGGGGCCAGUAGAAGUCAAGCCUGAGUGGGGGAUGCUGCAGGGGGAAGGAGUUCAAAGCCUGGGCCCAAGCACUGCAGAACAGCUGAGCCAGGGCCCUGGAGAUGGGACACAGGCCUUCCAGGAGCAAGCACUGCCCAUUCUUCAUGCGGGUCCAGGUCUUCCCUCUGUGAGCACCAGAGACCAAGAAAUUGCUGCAGGGUUUCUUGCAGCAACAUCCCAGGGUCUGGGGCCUUUUAAAGACAUGGCUCUGGCUUUUCCUGAAGAGGAAUGGAGGCACGUGGCCCCAGCUCAGAUUGACUGCUUCGGGGAAUACGUGGAAUCACAAGACUGUGGGGUCCUUCCAGGUGCUGGGAACAAGGAGAAGGAGGCCAAACCCCAGCAGGAAGAUCUGAAAAGAGCAUUUGUUGGGUUGACUUCCGAUGGAUUUGGAGAAACCGCCAUCCAGGUUCCUGGACCAGGGGGUGCCUGUGAGCAGGAGCCUGGGGGAUCUGGAGCCAGUUUACCUGGGCUCCCUGCUCCUCAGCAUGGGGUCCCCCUGCCAGACACCCUUAACACCCACAAUUCUUUCUGGAAACCUUUCCAGUGCCCUGAGUGUGGAAAAGGCUUUAGUCGCAGCUCCAAUCUUGUCAGACACCAGCGAACACAUGAAGAGGAGAAGUCCUUUGGCUGUGUGGAGUGCGGGAAAGGUUUCACCCUGAGAGAGUACCUCACCAAACAUCAGAGGACCCACCUGGGCAAGAGGCCCUAUGUGUGCGGUGAGUGCUGGAAGACCUUCAGCCAGAGGCAUCACCUGGAGGUGCACCAGCGCAGCCACACAGGGGAGAAACCCUAUAAGUGUGCGGACUGCUGGAAGGGCUUCAGCCGGAGGCAGCACCUGCUGGUGCAUCGCAGGACACACACUGGGGAGAAGCCCUACACCUGCGAGUGUGGCAAGAGCUUCAGCAGGAAUGCCAACCUGGCAGUGCACCGGCGUGCACACACUGGGGAGAAGCCCUAUGGCUGCCAGGUAUGCGGCAAGCGCUUCAGCAAGGGGGAGCGGCUGGUGCGGCAUCAGAGAAUCCACACGGGUGAGAAGCCCUAUCACUGCCCCGCCUGCGGCCGCAGCUUCAACCAGAGGUCCAUCCUCAAUAGGCACCAGAAGACCCAGCAUCGCCAAGAGCCCCCUGUGCAGUGAACAUAUCGUGGGCCAGCUCUGCCUCGGGGGUGACUUGCAUUGUACUGAGUGUCCUGGGCAGUGCCCAGUGAAGGACAACAGAAUGUGCUAAAGCAGGAGGAGGACAGAGCCUGGUGUAUGGAGAGCUUCCAGAGGGCCCACAGUUUCCUUCACCUGUUGUAGGGAAACACAAUCCUAAGCUUCAGUUUUUUUGGGGGGGAGGUUGUUGGGAACCCACCUCCUAAGCAAGUUCGGAGGUAAGGGCAAAAUUUUAUUGCAUAUUGGCAACUUGAAGCUCAUUUUUUUUCAUUUUGAGAUAAGGUAUUAUUUAAGUUGGUCUCAGACUAGUUGUGUAGCUAAAGAUGAUCUUGAAUUUCUGAUACUCCUGCCUCCAUCUUCCCAGUGCAGGGAUUAUUGGAAUGUGCCACCAUACCUGGCUUAUGUUAUGUUGAAGAUGAAACCCAGGAUUUUGUGCAUGCUAGGUGGGGUACCCUACUGACUGAGGUAUGUGCCCAGCCUUGAAGCUCAAUUUUUAGAGAACUCUGUCUUGCCUGCGAUAUCUUUAGCUCAGGCCUGCCUUCCCUCUAUUUUUCAUUUGAAAAUAUUUAUUAAGCACCUACUGUGCUCCUGGCUCAGAGAAUGCCAUGGUGAUUGGGACCAGUGAGCUCUUGGAGCUUGUGAGCAAAGCCGGAGCAGUAGCUUGUAAGUAUCCCAAAGCACGUGUUGUUGCAAGUGCCACAUCAUAACCUUGGUACACUCCUGUUACGGUCUGUCCCUGUGUGAGGUCUCACAUGUCCUCCACCUCAGGUGGGGACUUCUCUCAUGCAGCCUUGUUUAUUUAGCUUUCUUUGGCAGCCUUAUUGUCGUGGACUAGAACGUACUACCCUCAUCUGUAAAGUCUCCCCCUCCCACUACUCCUUGCACUGUAACCACAGCUACUAGGAAAUAAUAUUUUGCUACUGAUCAUUGAAUAAACGUGGACAUAUUUUAAGAUAAUUAGUAACUUCCCUGAAAAUACCUGAUGAAUUUAAUCUGAAAGACAAACUAGUAUUAAUGCUCUGUAUUUGAUGACACUUUCUUAUAUAUAAUACCUCUGAGAGUGAGGGGCGUGUGUAUGUGGUGUUGGGGAUUAAACCUAUAGCCUAACAUGCUAGGCAAGCAUCAUGCCGCUAAGCUGUAUCCCCAGCUCUACCUCUCCCCUUUUUUAGAAGUUAAUUUUUUAUGUAAGUUGCUCAGGCUUGCCUUGGAAUUGUUUUGUGAUCCAUGCAAGCCUUGAACCCUCCAGCUCCAUCCUCUGGAGUAGGUAGAAUUCCACUUCUGCUCCACCAGGGUGGCUGACCUCUUUGUUUUUAUCUCGUUCAUCUUGUGUUUAUUGAGGUCCUGCAGUGUGGUGAAGCGUUUCUGUAAUCUUAGGUUGCACCAGUGAAUCAAACAGGGACUAUCCUUGAGCUUGAGCUGAAGAGAUGGCUCCAUGGAUAAGAGAGUUGCUACUCUGACAGAGGACCCAGGUUUGGUUCUGGCAGCUCACAACAGGCUGUAGCUGCCCUUCCAGGGGAUCCAACACAUUCUUGUGGGCUUCUGUCUUCCAGCUUCUGUGGGUACUUGAUUCCUAUACACAGACCUCUCAUGAGUAUGAACAUAAUUAAAAAUAAAUACUUACAGGCUGGAGAGAUUAUUUAGCCAUUAAGAGUACAUAUUGCUCUUGCAAGAAGACCUGAGUUUGAUUCCCAGCACUCACAUUGCUCAAUGUCUCCUGUAAUUCCAGCUCCUAGGGAUUGGACAACCUCUUCUGGCAUCUGCACACAAGUGCAUAUCCACAAACAGACACAUAUACAUGUAAAUAACAUGUUUUAAGAAAUCCCUGAGCUUGUAGGAUUCUCAACUUUGCAGAUGAACUAUAUCUUCAGAGCCUGUGGAUAGCCCAUGAAUUCUCUGGGUCUGAGGAUUUUUUGUUCGUUGUGUUUUUAAGAUAAUGGUCUCAUUAUGUAGACCAGGCUGGUCUCCAACUCAGAGAAAUCUGGCUGUCUUUGCUUCCUCAGUGCUGAGAUUCAGGAUGGGGUUUAACUUGGAGCUUCUUGCUCUGAGUUGCAUUUCCCAUCCACCUUAUGUUCCUCUCCAGUCAUUUGGACUCUUGUCAGCUGACAUUUAGGAACGUGAAUACCAACUUCUAGUUUCAUUUCUAUUGCUGUGGUCAUAUAACCUGACCACCACCAUCACCCCCCCCCCAAAAAAAAAAAAAACUAAGGGGAAAAAGGAUUUAGCUCACAGUGGCAGGAUGCAGUAAGUUACUGUGGGGAAGUCACAGCAGAAACUUGAAAGCAGCUGCUGGUCACAUCAUUCGGUCAAGAUGAGAAGGCUGGAGAGGUAACUAAGUGCUUGAGAGCUGCCCUCAGAGGAGCAGGAUUUGGGUCCCAGCUCCCAUGUUGGGUGACUCAAAACCAUUUCUAACUCUAGCUCCAACAGAUCCAAUGGCCUUUGUUGGUCUUUGUAAGUACCUGACUGCACGUGUGUGUGCGCACACACACGUACACACACACACAGAUUCUUUUACACAUCUUAAAGAGCAAGUGGCAGGUAGAUCUCUAAAUUUGAGGCCAGCCCGGCCUACAGAGUGAGUUCCAGGACAGCCAGUCUCGAAAACCUGUCUUAAAAAAUAAGUAACAAAAAGCAGAGAGAUGCACGCAUGCUUAUGCCUGCUGUGUUCAACUUUUCUCAUUCAACAGGCUCAGAACCCCUGACCACAGUGUGGGCCACAGUUGUUGGCAUCUUCCCACAUCAAUCAAGACAGUUCCUCACAGAUAGGAUCACAGGUCAAGCUGAUCUCAACUGUGGCUAAGUGAAAGUUCCCAGGAGACCCUUGGACUGUCAGGUUGACAGAACAAGCACGCUGCAAGGUGAACCCCAUUUUGCAUGUAUGUGCUGGCUCAGCAAAGUUGGGUUGUCUGUAGGCAUUAAAAACACAUUUCCUUAGUGACAACCUGGGGCAGGGGAGAUCCUAGAGGUAAAACAUUUGCUGUGCAAGCAUCAGGACUGGAGUUCAGAUCCCCAGUACCAAGUGGGCUUGGCUGCUCUGCCUAUCUGUAAUUCCAGUUUGGGGGAGGUGGAACCUGGUGACAGGUCCCGAGAGCAGGCUGGCUAGCCAGACUAGCUAAAAGAGCUAGGUCUGGGUUUAUCAAUAUACAAGAUGAAGAAAGGGGGGGAGAGAAACACCCAAUAUCUACCUUGGUCUUGCACACAUGUAACCACCCAGACACUAUAUACGUAAGCAAAAAGGGCAAUGUAACUACAUUUUCUUGUAUUAAUUUGCUGGCAUGAAAGGUUUUCCCUGCUGUUAAAUUCUUCGAAUUUUAUUUUUACAUGUGUGUGCACGUACGUGUACACACAAUUGCCAUGGCACACAUGUAGAGAGGUCAGAGGACAGUUUUCAGGAAUUGGUGAGUUUUGGAAAUUGAACACUGUUUUUCAGGCCUGAUGGCAAGCACCUUUACCUGUUGAGACUUUUUUUUUUUUUUGCUGUUCAUAAAUUUGAGAACUUAAGUAAUAUGAGUAUCCCUCAUGCCAUGGCUUUGACUGUGGGCUUUUGAGGCAAUGUCUUGUUGACUGUGCUGUUAUAAUUGCAAGCUGUAGUUUUGCCCAGGGUGCCUCCUGAUAGCCUUUAACUGAGACUCUCAUUUUGCAUUGUAAAUAAAGUAAUUAGGGGCUGUGGGUAUUUGCUGUGUGAGCAUGAGGACUUGAUGGGGUCACUCCUCAAAACCCAUAUGAGCCUCAGUUUGGUGGAGCUUACUGUCCAGCCGUCUUAGCUAAUAGAUGAGAUUCAGGCUGGUGAGAUUCCCGGUCUUAAAACUCAAGGUGGGUUCCAUGAGGAAUGGCCCCUAAGGUUAGCCCCUGGCCCCGAUAAACAUGUAUACAUGCACAUGUGUCUCUACACACGUAUGUGUGUGUGUGUGUGUGUGCAUACAUACAUAUGACAAAGAUACAUGGUAAUGACAGUUACAUGUGAUUUUAUUUUCCAUUUCUUGGCAGGCAGCCGUGACUUUUAUAUUUUUGUUUUGGAAACAGGGUUGUUCUGGAACUCUGUAGAUCAGACUGACCUCAAACUCACAGAGGAAGAGCCUGCCUCUUCCUCCCUCCAAAGUGCUGGUACUAAGGACACCUGCCACCACUUCACGGCAUUUAAUUUGUUUUAUUCUUUAUUUGUGAGUCUCUAUGUAUACUGUGACACAGUGUGUGUGUGCUGUGAUUCUAUUCCUAGGACAGUGUAAACUGAUGUCUACCUACCUCAGAUAGGGAACGAGCAUCAAACCGGAGUACCAAUACCACCAAGGUCCAACCUAGCAAACAAAUGAGUUUAUUGUGGUUUUCCAUAAUAUAGGGGAGGGGUGACCUACAGGAGCAGGUACAUCCCUGAAGCCCAACUCAGAAUGGAUGAGGGAUCACUGCAGGACUUGCAGGCAGCUUGACAGACUCUGCAUAAUUUAAACUGAUUCUGGAAGCUUGAGGAGGGAGGGCUUUGUGAAUCUGACCCAUUUCAGAGACUUCCUGAGACUAGUGAGUUGCUGAGUUUUAACCAGUUGAGUCUCAACAAGUUUCUCUCUGAGAUGGCAUGUUCCAGCUUGGAGAUAAUUGCUACACAACCGUGUGUGCAGGCACACAUUCCACAGCAGCUGCACAGGACAGAGUUGGUUCUUUCAUUUUACUGUGAAUCUAAUGAAUGAGACUCCAGUUGUCAGACUUGGUAGCAAGUACCUUUAUCUAAAACCUGUUUCAUCAGUACCAUCAAAUUUACAUUUUUAGAUUAAUUUUGUGCAGAUGAGUGUUUUCUCUGCAUGUGUGUCUGUACCAUGUGUGUACCUGGUACACUUAGAUUCCCCGUGUACUAGGACAGAUGGUUGUGAGCCACCAUAUAGAUGCUUGGAAUUCAACCUGGGUCCCCUGGAAAAGCAGACAGUAUUCUUAACUACUGAGCAGUUGUUGAAGAUAUGGAGCAGCGGGCUACGUUCCUGGCACCCAGCCGCCCGCACGGCUAGCUUUAUACCCGAAAUAAUUACACGGAAACUGUAUUCAUUUAAACACUGUUUGGCCCAUUAGUUCUAGCCUCUUAUUGAC